Messenger RNA from Alligator sinensis (Chinese alligator), 5154 nucleotides. RefSeq lists its product as uncharacterized. Lineage: Eukaryota; Metazoa; Chordata; Crocodylia; Alligatoridae. Gene Ontology annotation, molecular function: GTP binding; protein binding. The transcript has 6 exons. The record is from RefSeq and is a predicted model, not a curated record.
AUGACUGGUUCAGGUGAUAAGAUUGAGAUGCCGGCGCUGGGCCGCCCUUUCCAGUUGGGAAUGUUGUAUGACUGCCGCAAAGAUGAACUUAUCCCAGGCAUCACUCUGUGGGACCUGGAGAAACUCCAAAAUGACGUGGAUGUAAAACCGCAGUCCAAGACGGAAUUUCAGAUCAUUGCAUCAGACACCAUUGAUGCCAAGGCCUCUGCUCUCAAGGUCACAGCUUCACUGAAGGCCAGUCUCCUCUCAGGCCUGGUGGAAGUGAAUGGUUCAGCACAAUAUUUAAAUGAUUCCAAGACAUCCAGACAUCAGGCCCGUGUCACUCUGCAGUACUCCACCACCACCCAGUUCAAGCAGCUGACGAUGAGCCGUAUUGGUCGCCAAAAUGUCUCCUACCCUGAUGUAUUUGACCAAGGCACGGCCACCCACGUGGUCACUGCUGUGCUGUACGGGGCUCAGGCCUUCUUUGUGUUUGACCGGGAAGUGUCUGCAUCUGAAAACAUCCAAGAUAUACAGGGAAACCUGCAGGCUUUGAUUAAAAAAAUACCACAAGGUAACUUAGAUGUGGACGGAGCUCUCAAAAUGGAUGCCCAAGAGAAAACCAAGUCUGAAAAAUUCAGCUGUAGGUUUUAUGGUGAUUUUGCUCUUGAGACUCCAGUGACUUACCAGGAUGCCAUGAAAGUUUAUGCUGCACUCCCCAAGAUGCUGGGUGACAAAGGAGAAAAGGCCGUGCCCGUGAGAGUCUGGCUGUACCCGCUGACCAAGCUGGACUCCAAAGCCACUAAGCUGGUCUGUGAGAUCAGCCUCAUGCUGAUCUUUGAUGCCCAGGCUGUGCUGGAGCAGCUGGCAGAAGUAGACAUGCGCUGCAAUGACCUGAUGAAGAACCGGAUUGCCACGACCUUCCCUGAGAUCAGGAGGAAACUGCAGCAAUUCCAAGACCUGUGCAAGCAGCACAGACAGACUUUCCAGAAACAGCUGGCAGGACUCUUGCCCUCCAUCCGUGGCAGGGGAGAAAAGGAACAGAUCCUGGUGGAUAUUUUUACUUGCAACAACCAAUCUCCAUUCAAUACAGAACGACUCCAUGAAUUCCUGGAUAAAAAGGAACGAGAAAUGAACUUUGUGACUUCCUACCUUUCUAUCCUAAAGGAUAUGGAGGUUUUGUCUUCCCAGAAUAAGCUGGAUGAAAUAGUACUUGACCACACAUAUGACUCUGUCAUGUGCUUUACAUUCACCUCAUUGUCUGACAAGGAGCCCUAUUUGUCAGAUUUAAAGCUCUGGCUUCAGACCCAGUAUAUGAAGUACACAUAUGAUCCAGCCCCAGCCAGUCAUGUCAUGGAGAAGCCACAGCCCCAAAUGUGGUUUGAGGACAAAGAGAGAAACCAAAAUGUGAGAAAAUCUGCAAAAUCCACAUCAGAUUUUUUCUGUAUCAACAAAUCAAAUGCAAAGACCAAGUUUAUUGUGGCCACGGUCUCAGACAAGGACAACCCAGGAGCUUCCAUUUACCUGUAUGAGGAUGGGGAUCUGAUCAGCACCAACUUUGAGCCUCCAGCAAAACCUCUUCCUCCCUCGAUUGAUGGGAUCAGCCAUGACCAAAUACAGCUGAUGUUUACUCCAGCAGCCUUUGGAGAGGCUGUGAUAACUGGCUAUCGGGUGGAGUACAGAAGAGUGGGGCAGGAGGACUGGACAGCUGUGAAUGUGGACACCAAGCAAGAGACAUGGGCAGUAGCAGGGCUACGUGCAAACACCGAGUACCAGUUCCGAUACGCCGCAGUGAGCAAACCAGGGCUCAGUGUGAGCAGUGAUGCAAGCAGUGCGGUCAAGACACUCCCAACCAGCCCACCUGGGAAGCCUGUAGCAUCUGCUGUGGAGUCAUGUGCCAUUGCCUUGACCUGGGAGGCACCAGCUGUCCUUGGAGAGGGAGUCAGUGUAAGAGAGUACAAGGUGGAGUAUAGGGAGGAAGCUGGAGGCAGAAAUCCUGAGGGAAACAACAAAUGGAUGGAGAAAAGAACAGAAGGGCGCAUCGAGUUCUGCAGCGUCGAUGGACUGAAGCCCCAGACGCUCUACAGGUUCCACGUGUUGGCCGUGUGUGCAGAUGGGAGUCUGAGCGCCCCCAGCGAGGACUUUCCUGUGUCAACAUUAAAGGUCUGGACAAAUCUUCCCAUUUCAACUCUUGCGUGUGUGGAGAAAGCAGCCAUUGAGAUGCCGACUCUGGGUCGUGCUUUCCGACUUGGGAUGCUGUACGACUGCCGCACCGACACGGCUUUGCAAGAUGUCACCUUAUUGGACCCGGACGCCCUUCGGAAGGACGUAGAUACAGAGGAGAAGCAUGAGGUGGAAUUUCAGGUCAUGGCAGAUGACACCAUUGAAGACAAAGCCUCCAUGCUCCGUAUGGGCCCGGCAUUGCAGACCAGCUUCCUGUGCGGUUUGGUUGAGGUGAAAGGAUCUGCCGCAUAUCUAAAUGACACCACGAGGUCCCCGCGCCAGGCCCGAGUCACUCUCCGACACCAAACAAGCACGAGGCUGGAGCGCCUGACUAUGAGCCAUUUAGGGCUCCAGCAGGUCCCUUACCCGGCUGUACUGGACCAAGGCAAAGCGACUCACGUGGUCGCUGCUGUGCUGUACGGGGCCCAGGCUUUCUAUGUGUUUGAUCAGGAAGUGGCUUCACGGGAGGUCGUACCAGAGACACAGGGCAACAUGAAGCAGCUGAUAGAAAAGCUCCCCCAGAUUUCAGCAGCUUACCAAGAUGCCACGAGAGUGUGUGCCACCCUCCCAAAGCUGGUGGGGGACGGUGGGGAGAAGGCCGUCCCGCUGAGCGUCUGGCUGUACCCGCUGAGCAGGGCCGAUGCUCGAGGCGCUGCGGUGGUCCGUGAGAUCAGUGCAAGGCUCACGGCUAAGGCCCAGGCUGUCCUGGAGCAGCUGAACGACUGCGACAGGCGGUGCAGGGACAUGAUGAGGGACAGCACGGCCCUGCGCUUCCCUGCAAUCCAGGGGAAACUGCAGCAGUGCCAGGCGCUGUGCACUCGGUACAGACAGGCCUUCCACAAACAGCUGGCCGCAAUCGUCCCUGCCAUCCGUGCAGGAGGAGCAGAGGAAGGGUGUCUGGAGGAGGUUUUAAUGAGCAUUGAACAAUCACCAGUCAGUCCUCAGCACCUCCGGGACUUUCUGGAUCUAAGAAUGGGAGAGAUGAAACUUGUGAACAUGUACCUCCCUUUGCUAGAUGGGGUGGAGGUGAUUUCUUCAGAGGAGGAUCUAAGGGACAUCGUAUCAAACCCCAUGAUUAAGUAUGUUGUCUCUUUUACAUUUACUUCUUUGCAUCGAGAGGAGCCAUUUCUAUCAGGUUUAGAUGCCUGGCUUCACACCGCGGAUGAGAAGAAAACCUGGGAUCCAGCCUCAGCCUCUCCUGCCUGCAAGAAAUCAAACUGCAGGCCGUGGUUUGAGCACGACAUUGCAAAGCGCAGAGCGCGGGACUCUGCACGUUUCUUCUCAGACUUCAUACGUGUUAAUAAAUGUAGCGGGAAGACUCGGUUCCUUGUGACCUCAGUCUAAGGUGAGGACAACCCAGGAGCUUCCAUCUACCUGUAUGAGGAUGGGGAGCUUGUGAGCACCAACUUUGAGCCUCCAGCAAAGCCUCUUCCUCCCCUGAUUGCUGGAAUCAGCCAUGACCGUGUGCAGCUCACAUUGGAGCCAGCUCCCUUUGGAGAGGCUGCGAUCACCGGCUAUCGGGUGGAGUACAGAAGAGUGGGGAAGGAGGACUGGACAGCUGUGAGUGUGGAUAACAAGCAAGAAACGUUCCCAGUCACAGGGCUAUGUGCAAACACCGAGUACCAGUUCCGAUAUGCUGCAGCGAGCAAACCAGGGCUCAGCGCGAGCAGUGAUGGGAGUGAUGCAGUCAAGACACUCCCAACCAGCCCCCCUGGGAAACCUGCAGCAACUACUGUUGAAUCAACUGCCUUCGCCCUGAGCUGGGAGGCACCCACUCUCAUUGGAGACAGAGCCACUAUCAAGGAGUACAGGGUGCAAUAUAGGGAGGAAGUUGGUGGUGAAAACCCUAUGGAGAAAGACAAAUGGUUUGAGCAGAGAACAGGAAAGAAAGUCGAGUUCUGUAAGACCCAUGGGCUGAAGCCACAGAUGUGCUACAGGGUCCGAGUCUCAGCCGUGUGGAUGGAUGAAGCUCUGAGUGCCUCCAGUGAGGACUUUUCCAUUUCAACAUUACCGCCACGUUUGGAUCCAGGAAAAGAUGUGCCAGCUCUUGCAGGCUCAGGCCCAGACAGCCACUGCCCUGGGACAUCUGAGCUGAGAAUUGUUCUCGUUGGGAAAACUGGACGUGGGAAAAGUGCAACAGGAAACAGCAUCUUGGGGGGGGAUUUUUUCUCAUCUGGCACCUCAGCCCAGUCCGUAUCAAAACAAUGUGCAAAGAAGCAGAGAGACUGGAACAGUCGGAGCCUCGUGGUAGUUGAUACUCCUGGUUUGUUAGACACAAAAAAUCCUUUACUGGAACCCAUGCAGGAGAUCGGGCGCUGUGUGGUUCUCUCCUCCCCAGGUCCCCACGCCAUCCUUCUGGUCAUGCAGCUGGGACGUUUCACUGCAGAAGAGAAGAAGGCAGUUGCUCAAAUACAAAAUGGUUUUGGGGAGGAGGCUAUUAAGUACACUAUCCUUUUGUUCACCAGAAAGGAGGAUUUAGAGGAUGAGACUUUAGAGGGGUAUUUAAAAAAAAUAGAAGACAAAGACCUUAAGGAACUGGUGGCCAAGUGUGGAAACCGAUAUUGUGCUUUCAAUAACAAGGCAACAGGACAGGAGCAGAAGGACCAGGUCUCAGAGCUGGUGGGAAUCAUUGAUCGGAUGGGCCAGCAGAACAGAGGCUCACAUUACACGAAUGAGAUGUACAAAUAUGCUGAGAGGAAACUUGAAGAAAAAAUGGAGGAGCUCACGAGAGCCCGUGCUGAAAAGGUGAAAAGAGAAAAACAAGAAAAAAGAUCUCAGUAUGACCAGGAACAUAAAACCGUGGAAACUGAAGAAACAGAAGAAGUCAAGAAGGGCCACCAGGAAUCUCUGCGUAACCUCAGGGAAGAAGCUGAGAAGGAUGUUUCUCUAAUACAACUGAUUUUAAAACGAUUUGCAAACAUAUUUUCAAAAAUCAAAAGCUGGUUUAGGUGA